UAUACGUCAGUUGUCCAUUAUUUGUGAAACGAUUUACUAGCGAAUUUUUAAUACUUUUAAGUUCUGAUCUGUUUUAAGUUAUUAUUAGAUUUACUUUACAUUUACCAUUACAUUGAUACGUUUAAUUGUUUAUUUUAUAAAUAAUUUUGUUAUUAUUCCUAAUGUCGUUCUUAUACGUAAAGUGCUACUAUGGCCCUUGCAACACAUUCCACAAUAAUGGUCACAAACCCCAAUGCCUUAAUGGUCUAAGAGAUGGUCUGCAGCACCUUGGUUUUCGGAUAGAUCUGUUGCCUGUGGAUUUUGAAAACUACUGUAUGCUGGAAAUGUGUGGACAUGAGAUAUUUCGAUGCAAUAUAAAACAAUUCCACUUCAACACGACUGGGCACCGAGACCUGGUGUGCACGCGGGCGAUCGACGCCGUCCUGCAGUCGGCAGUCAAGUUCAGGCGAGCACGCGCAUACCUCUGGUUCUGGACCCUCACGGAGCAUGAAAUGUUCAUCAGAAGAAAGAACUUCCCAGUUGAUCACUGGAUAACUAAAAUUAAAUAUGAAAAGAGUGUACCCUGCAAAACUUGCAAGCAGUGCUGUAAUAUAAAAGAGCAUCAACGACAGGCUAUUGAGGAUUGACGGAAAUUGAAGAUUCAUAGGAAUUUCUCUCACGAAACACUCGACAAACUUGUAGUUAAAGAUUAUAAUUUAUCUUCAACACAGUUUCAGGGGCAUGCUUGUGUAGAAUUCGAUCAAGCCGUUAAGCCGGUGUUGAAGUAUUUGUUCUCUGAUACAAUGAUCCAAGUAGAGAUCUUAUAUGUAAAGGGCAAACUUGGAGAGGAAUCUUGCGGUUUCUGUUGACGAAUGUGUGUUCUAAGGAUAUUAUUUCCUCCCUCUUCGGUAUCUUAAACAUGCAAAUCCUUUCACUAUUUGUGUCUUUUCAUCAUCUAUCUCAUUACGAUGGAUCACAUUUAAAAAGACUAACGUCAGUUAGGGCUUAUCACAGCCUCUCUUAUAUUGCUUUUAUUUCGUAUAAUUUAAUUCGUUAUUAUUGUGUUCAAUAUUUCUAUAAGUUAGUCUUUAGCGUAUUCUGUGUUGUUUUCUUCAUUUCUUGGUCAAAAAAGUUCAUUUACUACAUGCCACUGUUUGAGUAUUUCGGGGUACGCUUUCCACGACUCUUUUAAACGUGAUAUAAUUCUGGUUCUGCGGGCCUAUGACGCGGUUUCGCAGCCUAAUCGCACACUGCUUCAUGUGGAGCAGUGUCUCUCACAACUGCAAGACUACUAAUUGAAGGGGUGGUUGCAGGGCCCUGUGUUGUUCAGUCAGCAAUAAAACCGUUAGUGGAAUGUCUUUCUGUUGUAGAGUUGACACACAAUAAGUAUAGUUCGACUCUACAUACCGGGUGUCAAGCCAUACUGGACACAAUUACUACAUGUCCUGCAAUGUACGGUUACUUUGUUAAUUGCAAUGUACACCAAAAUUGCUGGCUGUACUAGAACCUUCCCGGGCAGUAAACAGCCCAAUGAAUGUUUGUAAGUAUAACUAAGACAUAGAUAACAAUAACUAUUUUCUAAGAUUUGUUUUUAAUUUUAUGAUAGCCGUUUAAUUUGAUGAUAGCCUUUUAAUUUUAUGAUAGUCGUUUGUUUUAAUAAAUAUCUAUACUUUAAAUGUUACUUUUUGUUGUUUUUUUCUAUAAAUUAACGUGAAUGAAUGUGACUGCUGACGAGUUUGGUUAACAAGUUCAUUACACCCCAGGCAACAAAUGGUUGGUAAUAAUUAAAAUUUAUGUAUUUAAAAACAUGUAUUUACAUAUUAUAGGAUUUUUUUUAGGUAAGUAUAAAGUAAGCAAUCAUAGGAAAUGUAAUACUGUGACUUAUGUUUACAAAAGUCUUCGCUUUAUUACAUUA
Trichoplusia ni (cabbage looper) is the source of this 1894-nucleotide messenger RNA. RefSeq lists its product as uncharacterized. Lineage: Eukaryota; Metazoa; Arthropoda; Insecta; Lepidoptera; Noctuidae. The record is from RefSeq and is a predicted model, not a curated record. The coding region runs from base 162 to 626 and encodes 154 amino acids. The transcript is spliced from 3 exons.